Phoenix dactylifera (date palm) is the source of this 1879-nucleotide messenger RNA. Its product is annotated as putative aldo-keto reductase 1. The record is from RefSeq and is a predicted model, not a curated record. Lineage: Eukaryota; Viridiplantae; Streptophyta; Magnoliopsida; Arecales; Arecaceae. Gene Ontology annotation, cellular component: cytoplasm.
AGGGCAAGCUAAGUCGCCACCAAGUUCUCUUCAGUUGGGGCUGUGGACAAAUGGAGGAGCAGACACAAACCCUGAUGAUCCCCAGAGUGAAGUUGGGAUCCGAGGGAUUAGAGGUAUCCAAGCUGGGAUUGGGUUGCAUGAGCCUCAGUGGAGGAUACAAUUCUCCGCUCAGUGACGAAGAUGGGAUAGCCGUCAUCAAGCAUGCCUUCAGCAAGGGAAUCACCUUUUUCGACACCUCCGAUUUCUAUGGACCCCGUACCAAUGAGAUCUUGAUUGGAAAGGCCUUGAAGCAGUUGCCCCGAGAAAAGAUUCAAUUGGCCACAAAAUUUGGCAUUGUAGGGGUUCAGACUGGUUUUGUUGUAAAUGGUCGGCCAGAAUAUGUUCGAGCAUGCUGCGAGGCGAGCCUCGAGCGUCUUGGUGUGGAAUACAUUGAUCUAUACUAUCAGCACCGUGUGGAUAAGACAGUGCCAAUUGAGGAUACUAUGGGGGAGCUGAAGAAGUUGGUGGAAGAGGGCAAAGUGAAGUACAUCGGGCUAUCAGAAGCCAGCCCCGACACAAUCCGGCGUGCACAUGCCGUUCAUCCUAUUACUGCACUCCAGAUGGAGUGGUCUCUCUGGUCUCGUGAUAUAGAAGGAGAAAUAGUUCCACUCUGCAGAGAACUUGGCAUCGGAAUAGUUGCAUACAGUCCUCUUGGUCGUGGUUUCUUUGGUGGAAAAGGAGCUGGAGAAAGUAUUCCUUCAGGCAGUAUAUUGGCUUUACAUCCAAGGUUUACUGGAGAAAACUUGGAAAAGAACAAGAUUCUGUACCUGCGAAUAGAGAAAUUAGCUGCAAAGUAUCAGUGCACCCCUGCUCAGCUAGCUCUUGCUUGGGUUCUUCAUCAAGGGGAUGAUGUGGUUCCUAUCCCAGGAACGUCCAAGAUCAAAAACCUAGAUGCUAAUAUAGAUUCUUUGAAGCUGAAGCUCACAAAAGAGGACUUGAUGGAAAUAUCCAAUGCAGUGAAUGAAGAAGAGGUGGCGGAAUGGCAAAAUUGUUCCACUUGCCCGCCGUCUUCUUCCUUCAAAUUGGUGGAAGAAGGGAAAAUAAAAUACAUUGGACUAUCGGAGGCCAGCCCAGAUACAAUUCGGCGUGCCCAUGCUGUACAUCCCAUCACUGCAGUGCAGAUGGAAUGGUCACUCUGGACUCGUGAUAUUGAGGAAGAGAUCAUCCCACUUUGCAGAGAACUUGGCAUCGGCAUAGUUUCAUACUCCCCUCUUGGCCGUGGAUUUUUUGGUGGCAGAGGAGUUGUCAAAAAUACACCUCCAAAUAUGAUCUUGGCUAAACAUCCAAGGUUUAAUGAAGAAAAUUUACAUAAGAACAAGACACUCUAUCAGAGACUAGAGAACUUGGCCGUGAAGCAUCAGUGUGCCCCUGCUCAGUUAGCUCUAGCAUGGGUUCAUCAUCAAGGUUAUGAUGUGGUUCCUAUCCCUGGGACCACCAAGAUGAAGAACCUGGAUUCCAACAUUGGCUCUUUAAAGGUCAAGCUCACAGAGGAGGACCUGAAAGAAAUAUCGCAUGCCGUUCCCAUAGGAGAGGUAGCAGGUGAUCGAAACUAUGAUUUUGUGGGACCAGCCGAUUGGAAGCAUGCAAAUACACCUCCCAGAGAUUCCAGUGCCCCAGCAUGAUGUUAUUAGAUCAUGUCCAGGUUGAUCUGAUGAUAAAGAAAGUCCUGCGAUUCCAAUUAGAUGGGAAACUUCUCUACCUGGUCCCUUAACAGUCGUCUUGGAAACCUAAUAGUUCUUGGUUAUAGAAGCUGAAUGUUUCUGAGAAGAUUACAGAAGUUUGUAGUUACUGUCUACUUAAAAAGUGUUUGUAGUUGCUGUUAUGCUACUGUUUUGAUCCC